Ciona intestinalis (vase tunicate) is the source of this 548-nucleotide messenger RNA. Lineage: Eukaryota; Metazoa; Chordata; Ascidiacea; Phlebobranchia; Cionidae. The record is from RefSeq.
CUACAUCUACAAAACAGUUUUGUUCAACACAUAUUAAUGAACAAGUUACUAGCUUUUCGCAUUCUAGUGUGUGUGAUUGGCAUUAUCCUUUCAAUAUACGCUUACUACGUGGAAGUGGCGAAAACCAACGACUUAUCGUAUGAAGCAUUGUGUGAUUUUAACGACGUCGUCAGCUGUUCUGCUGUGUUUUCCUCAAGGUAUGGCAAGGGGUUUGGCCUCCUUGAAUAUCUAGUCGGUGAAAACCACUUUCUCAACCAACCCAACAGCUUAUUUGGAAUUGGAUUUUUUUCAAUUCAAACGUUGGGAAUAUCUCCCAUGAACAAGACAUUCAAUUAUUUUCUUUACAUUCUUACUGGGGGAGGGGUCGUCACUUCUAUAUAUCUCGCUUGCAUUUUAAUAUUUGUGUUAAAAGACUUUUGUGUUCUUUGUGUAUCAACAUAUGUGUUAACGAUCAUUCUUCAUUACUUAAAUUAUAAAUUACUUCACCAUAAUGUCAACAGUCAUAAAAAGAUUAAUUAAUUAAUCGUUUCAAAAAGACCUAAUUCUGU